AUGGUUUAUUCAAAGAGUAUAGAUGAGCAUGAGCAUCAUUUGAGGAUUAUCCUUGGGUUAUUGAGGGAGCAAGAGCUUUAUGCCAAGUUUUUGCAAUGUGAGUUUUUGCUAAAUUCAGUGGCAUUCUUGGGCCACGUGGUUUCAAACGACGGGAUCAUGGUUGAUCCUAAGAAGAUUGAGUCCGUUAGGGAUUGGGCAAGGCCCACUACAGUGAUUGAGAUUCAUAGCUUCGUUUGUUUGGCUAUUUACUAUCAUCGGUUCCUGAAAGAGUUUGCUUCUAUUGCUUCUCACCUUACCAGAUUGAUUCAGAAAGAGGUUCCUUUCCAGUGGUAUGAUGCCUUUCCAGUGGUCCGAUGCUUGUGA
Messenger RNA from Lycium barbarum (goji berry), 363 nucleotides. RefSeq lists its product as uncharacterized. The transcript has a single exon. Lineage: Eukaryota; Viridiplantae; Streptophyta; Magnoliopsida; Solanales; Solanaceae. The coding region runs from base 1 to 363 and encodes 120 amino acids. The record is from RefSeq and is a predicted model, not a curated record.